ACAUCGAGGAAACUUAUCAUAAAUUACAGGCCAAAUACUUAUUUUCACUGCAAAAAUCAGAUUAAAGCAUAUAUUCUUAAUGAAAGAACUUUAAAAUUGUUAAUCAAAUACGAAACGUUAAUUUAUUAAGGGUUCAUACUGUGAAUGAAAAUAAUUUACGCAUUUUUUAAAAAAAGUAUAAAAUUUCGGCUUUUGAAGUGUCAGAGAUUAUAGUCAUUUGGUUUGAAAGAUAAGAUUAGAUACUUAAAAUGAAAUGAAGUAUCUACUGUAUCAUUGGACGUCCACAGUAGCAUCCCGCAUAAGAUAACUAUGGCGAAAUUUGUGAUCGGUUUCGUGGUGCUUGUCGGAUUCCUGACAUUAUUUUCGGUGGACGAGGUGUUUGCUGUCAAAUGCUACACCAUACCAAAGCCUGAGUGCCAGGAUCUCUUUAAAAAGGAUGGCGUUACAGAGAUGGAAUGUCCCAUGGGAUGGAUGGGAGCUUUCGGAAAAUACAAUAAUGGAACCCAUGGGCUGUGGAGAGGAUGUUCGGAAACAGCGGGUAACAAAUAUGAGGAAAAGGCCGAGGUUGUUAUCAUCGGCAGUGUGUGUACAUGUGAACAGGAGCGCUCCAACUCCACUGAAGGCCACAUGCGAUCAUUGGUUGUGGCGGCCAGUGUCGCUACCAUAUUAACGGUUCUGCGCGAGUUUUAAUUCCAGUUUCUCCAUGACGUCAUUUUCUGCAUUGUGUUUCAACAGCCAGAGGGUUAAGCUCCAAGCCUCUUCUAAGUGUUAAAAUUAUGAUAUUGUUAUUUAAUUUUUUAUGAAUGUUCUUGUCACGAUAAACAAGAUAUAUUUUAGUCAUGAGACAGGAAUAUAUUCCUCUUUCAAGUGCAGUAUUGGUUGAAACAAUCGCCAAUUAAGUGUCCAUUACAAACACAAUCAGGAAUUGAUUGUUUAACAAGAACGUACUCAUCAUCAUUCUACGAAAACAGGAAAUAAUUUUAUUGUAUCAGAAGUGGUAUGAUGUAAAACCCCUUAAGAUAUGGGUUUUUGUUGUGUUAAAAGCUGGCUCUCGGUCAUGAUAGUUUACGAUAAAUCGUGAAAGUGUUAAGGAAACACGCCAUAUACUCUUCCAAUAAACCAUACGUCUCGA
Mya arenaria is the source of this 1132-nucleotide messenger RNA. RefSeq lists its product as uncharacterized. The record is from RefSeq and is a predicted model, not a curated record. The transcript is spliced from 3 exons. NCBI's taxonomy places the organism in Eukaryota, Metazoa, Mollusca, Bivalvia, Myida, Myidae. The coding region runs from base 310 to 690 and encodes 126 amino acids.